Molecule: messenger RNA, 1446 nt
Organism: Symbiodinium sp. CCMP2592
Lineage: Eukaryota; Dinophyceae; Suessiales; Symbiodiniaceae
Source: the annotation of a GenBank genome assembly
AUGACAGGCCUAGGGCGUGCAGUUCUGAUGGUCUGCUCUGUGGACACUGAAUUCACGCCAUUGUUCAACAAGUUCUGCUUCGAGCUCGGACGGUAUGUCGGAGCUAAGGCCGUGGCCGCGGAGUACGAUCAGCGUAAGAACGAGGCCCUCCGUUGGGUUGAGUCUGGGUCUUUCGCUGAAGUUGCCCAUUGGGUCAAUGGCAAGAAAUCACCAGGUCCUGGCCACAGGGUAGGGUCCAAGAAGGAACACGAGAGUGAAACUUCAGCACGCUACGUCCGCGAGUCUCUUGCAAGCAUCGGAUUUCAUAUUCAUGACGGAAGGGUCACGUCAGAUGGCACUGGUGACCUUUCCAAGCUUGAUGGAACUUUCUUUGGCCUCUUGACUACUUUCAUUUCGAGGGGACAACGGUCAAAACCGAAGGUGGGAGCGGCGGUGCCCAUCCUCUCGCCUUACCAAGACUACCAGCUGUCGAAAGGGAGACAUGACAGUCGCAACUUCGGUUUCGGAGAAAUGGCAACUGCCAUUCUGUGCUCUGCGCAGGCGCACUCAAUCACUUGCGGUCUCCAGCGAUGGGAGGAUGCACCAUUCGAGGUGCAUCAGACGCCUUUUCCAUUUGACGCGAUCCGAUUCUUUCUCCGUAGGCUCCAUGUGAUGGGGUACCCAAUCGGCAACUAUCGGGCCAUUUACAACGGCGACAGGUGGGACCCUGCGGAUUACGCCAUGGCCGUCGAAGAGGUCAAGAAGCUGCCAUUCAGUGUGCAAACGUUUUUGGCCAACAUAAUGUUUGUUACAUGCGAUGGGAACGCGAAUAACCUCCAUUCAAGAACAGACUUGGCCCACAACAUGGACCGUGGCUUUGAGGAAGGCCUCAAGCAAUUGGGCGUUGGAGAGCCAUUGGUUGCCGAGAUGGUUCAUCGCAUGGUUGACGGCGAGGUCCUCAAACAGAAGAGUGGCAGAAAACUGCGGGAACCGGACGCUAUCAGAGCGUUGGGACCACUUGCAAAGCGAGACUGGGUCGAUUCCCCAGGUGCCUUCCUAUCAGGGUCGACGGAAGUCCUUUUGAGAAACCUCUUCUCGAACUCCGAAGGGCAGAGCGGGUACUCUAGCUUGCACGGCUUCGAUGAGAUGUUGUUGUCACCUGUCAUUGGAGAGGUCCUGAUGAACCCUCCAGUGAUCAAAGGCGGUGCCGCCCUGUGGAGUUGCAUGACUUACGAUGACGCCGACGAGAAGUACGCCGUUUCGUCACCGGCGCACGGCCCUGAUUGGAGCCUUGAAGGGCUGAAGACAUACCUUGAGUCACUGGAGUCACUGGAAUGGAAUGACCAAGCCGACGACAGUGACCAGAGCCUCAUCUCUCAAAUCGCAGCUCAAGUGGAUCCGGCUUUCCACAACCUCUGUGAUAGGAACAGUGUGAGGCAGCUCAUUUUGCGAUGGAAGAAGCAUUGA